Molecule: messenger RNA, 1401 nt
Organism: Archocentrus centrarchus (flier cichlid)
Lineage: Eukaryota; Metazoa; Chordata; Actinopteri; Cichliformes; Cichlidae
Gene: gp1bb
Product: glycoprotein Ib platelet subunit beta
Exons: 2
Coding region: 110-730 (206 amino acids)
Source: RefSeq, a predicted model, not a curated record
UAAUCUGACAGCGGUCUUUAUCAGCGAGGCCCAGCUGGCAGUACCACACACUCUGAGAGCAACUGUAAAAAACAGUCGUCUCCUGAAGACACGCAGCACCGAAGGAACCAUGAAGGAGUUUCUGCUCAUGUUUCUGCUCCUCUUGUUUGGAGGUGAAAGGUCAUCUGCGUGCCCCCUCCUCUGCUCCUGCCAUGGCAGUCAGGUGAACUGCAGCAGCAGAUCUCUCACCACGUCUUCGCUGCCCUCCAGUUUCCCUGCUGGAACCUCUGAGCUCCAUCUCCACAAAAACCUACUGACCACCCUCCCCAAUGGGCUGUUAGAUGGUCUGACCUCCCUCCGCUCCGUCUCCCUUCACGGUAACCCCUGGGCUUGUGACUGCGGCAUCCUCUACCUGCGAUCCUGGCUGCUCCAUCAACCUGCUAGCAUCACAUCACAUGUGGGUGUCAACUGCAGUUCCCCACCCAACCUGAGAGGCCGGCUGGUGGCCUAUUUAACUGAGCAGGAGGUGCUGGAGUCCUGCCACUACUGGUACUGUAACUUGGCUUUGGCCUCCCAGGUGUGUCUGUUUGUGUUUGUGGUGGUGCAGGCAGUUCUGCUGGUAGCUCUCAUCUUUUUCCUGAGGAGGUUUGAGAAGCUGUCUAGAGAAGCAAAGAGAAUCACAGAGGAGAGCUUCACCCCUGCCGAUGGUCAGAGAGAGAAUGAGUACAUGCCGUUAAAGGAUGGCAUCUGAGGUGGAGCUGUGAUGUGUGAACAGCUCUUUUGCACUAAAACAUCUGCCACUGUUCGGGUCACAAAUUAAGGUUACCAGAACUCCUUUCUAUCACUUAAAAAUUACAUAUAUCGAAGGUUAGAAAUUUCCUGUGAAACUGGUCCAUGCUUUCAUAUCGAGCAGGUUAGAUUAUUAUAACACUCUGUUUGCAGGAGUCUUCAAAUUAGCAGUAAGAUGACUUCAACUCUCUCAAAAUGCAGCAGCCAGAGUCCUUAUAGGUACAUGGAAAUUUGACCUUAUUACCCCAGUACUGAAGGCACUUCACUGACACCCAGUGCAAUAAAGAACAACCUUAAAUUGUUCUAUUAGUUCACAAACCUCUCAAUAUUUUGGCCCUCAAGUACAACCCAAUCAGACCUCUCAGGUCAUCAGGUGCAGAUCUUUCAGUUACUGUGGACCUGUUCUUUGGAACAAGAUGCCUGCUGACCUGAGAUCAAUUACAUCUGUAUCAAAUAUGUAAAGAGUAAAAAUAUGUAAUAUGUCAAAUAUGUAAAGAAAAAAAAAUACAUUGAACAGUGUGAAUUCAGAUUUCAGAUUCAGAUGUGAAAGACUCCUCUUUAGAUAUUUGUUUUCCCAUUAACGUUCUUGCAGACCACCGUAGACCGCUGUAAAAUAAACUAAAUAAAAACAAA